AUGCUCUUUACAAUAUUUCUGCUUUCAACCUUAAACUUCUUCAUUUCAACCGCACAACAAGAGCCACUUCCUGAGCCUAACAAACCAAAUACAACGAAAAAUGAAGCUGGUGCAGCAUAUUGGUACCCUCCACCAGCAGUAUCCAAUUUUCAGUCCUUUCCUUCUGCUUACAAUUUACCAGGAUACUUCCAAGUCCAACCCAGUUACUCAUCACCAUCAUGCCCUCAAACACCUCCACCACUAAUGGAUCGCAAGUUUUUAAACCUUGCUAUGAGUGAUCCAUCAAGUAGGUUGACACGAGAAUUCUGUCGCUAUGCUGCAGCAACCAGUGAAACUUCUUGUAACACAUGCUGCAAAAUAGCUGCUCGACACCAUGCUACUGCAAUCGAUGAGGUGCGAGGAAUAACAUUUUCAUUUGAUCCAAAAAUGCCACCCAUAGCCAUGAAUUCGAUGAUUCGAAAGAAAAGAGAUCAGCCAACUACAUCAGAAACCUCUACCCAGUCAUCAUAUCCACCGGCCUUUCUCACGAAAACGCGACGUUUAACUCCAUCACCAGCCUCACUCGGUUUAGCAUCUGUAACUGGAAACAUGAGAACUCAAAAUAACAUAGCACAAUGCUUUUGUUGCGCUCCAGUGAAAUCGGUCUAUUCAUUUUAA
Thelazia callipaeda (thelaziosis nematode) is the source of this 657-nucleotide messenger RNA. Lineage: Eukaryota; Metazoa; Nematoda; Chromadorea; Rhabditida; Thelaziidae. The record is from the annotation of a GenBank genome assembly.